Oryctolagus cuniculus (rabbit) is the source of this 1415-nucleotide messenger RNA. The record is from RefSeq and is a predicted model, not a curated record. NCBI's taxonomy places the organism in Eukaryota, Metazoa, Chordata, Mammalia, Lagomorpha, Leporidae.
CAGCCAAUUAAGUUAACGAUGUGUGAUCGCUCAGGUUGCUGGUGGUUCUCAGAACUUGCUUAUGGUUCUGGGGCUGCUCCAUUCCCUAAUUGUUUCUGGUUUUGCUUUGCCCAAAUAAACUCGUCUAAAUUUAAUUGAACUAAAACUUCCCUGUUACCAUCAUUGAUAAGUCAUUUAGCUUUCCUGAACCUCUGAAUUAUAACCAGAAUCAUAAAAUUGCCAUUGAGCAAAUACUUGUUGUACCAUUUUAGGUUUGGAGACUCAGAUAAAGCGUGGCAACUUGAAGUGUGAACUCUCCACCCAACCCUUGACUUACUGAGCCAGAAACUGGGGGUGGCGCCAGGCGUGAGACCACUGCUCUAAACAGUGUUCCAGCUUUCUUUUUUUUUUAACUGUGAUUCACACAAUGAUGUUUUGCAUCGCAGUUAGUACGCAGUGCAGUAUAUUCAAAGAACACUUUAAGAAGAACACAUCCCAUGAAAGAAAUCCUCCCCUACACAGCACUGCUAUAUAUGCUGAUGAAGAAGAACUCUCCCAACACUGUGGGUCAUCUGUCCCUUCAACUCCUCCAGGAAAAGCAACGAAAGAAAGCUUGAGCACUUCUGCAAGUGAAGCAAGUGAAAGCGCGUCUGUAAAACUGAGAGCCACAAAGCCAGGAAGAAGAUGUAAGCCCCUUAGCGAUGGCUCUGACAGCUCGGGAGAAAGUGAGAUACGAAGAAAAGUUCAGUCACCAGAGAGAAUCGGUGCGCGACGGUGUGACGCUGUUCCGGCCGGGGCGCCGUCGGGGCUUCCCGAGAGACGGCCGCGGUCAGAGAGGCCCGAGGCGGGAGGCGGCCGUGGCAGCGGUGCACCUGCGGACGGAGGGACCCCGGCCAUGGAAACUCAGAAAAGGAGACUAUGUCUCGUGGCAAAAGGAAAACAAACCAGCAAUGAAGCUGGAGAUUCAGGUAUUUCUGACAGCGUGCAUAUUUGGUGUCUAGAAGGAAAAAAGAAGAGUGACCUCAUGGAGUUGGAUAUUGUUUUGUCUGCAUGUGAGAAAGCAAUCCGGGAGCAUAAAGAAAGAAUAGAAUCUAAAAUUUGUAAAGAAGCCAUCAAUAAAUUUCAUUGUAAUAUUAAAGAAGAACUCAUCAAAAUGCUUAAAGAAGCCCAGAUGUUGAAAAACCUGAAAAGGAAGAACGCUAAGGUAAGUGACGUCAGCAAUUAGGGUGAUGUGACUACACGAUACUAACACAGGUGGUUAGGACCUGACUUUGGGGUUUGCUGCCUUUAGAAUUUUGUGUAAGAAUUUUUAUCUUUUUAGACUCUUAUUUGGUUGAUGUUCAAGGAAGUGCUAUUAAAUCUUUUUGAAAGAUGUCUCAGUUGGUCUAAAAAUGGCUAUCAACGUCCAAAAUGGUCCCUUAUAUGGGUACAUGUUG